AUGUCGGACCGAAAAAGAUUACUCGAGGAACUAAGAGUAAUAGACUUACGCGCAGAAUUAGAAAAGCGUAACCUCGACAAGACCGGUAUACGUAGUGUGCUUAUUCAACGGUUGUCUAAGCAUUUGGAAGAGGAGGGCCAUGACCCAGCGACUUACAGAUUUGAUUUAGGUUCUGUCGAAGUGAAGACACCUUCGAAAAAGACUAGACGAACAGAAAGUUCGCUAGAUGCUGAACCAGAGGACACCCCAGCUAUGGAAGAUAUGAUUGUCCAAGAUACAGAUGGUGAUGUAGAAGACAAUGAACAACGUACAGAUGUUCUACAGAGUGGUACACUAAAACAAGAGAACAUGAAAAUGGAAAUUGAUGAUAUAAGCAAGGUUUGCAGAAAAAGAGAGUUGAAGGAUGAUUCAGAUGCUACCGAAGCUAAGAAACCUUGUAUAGAAAAAGAAGCCAAAAAUGAAGAUGAUCAUAAAGCUGAAAACAAUACAGAUGCUGAAGAUAGUAUUAAUUUAGAUCUGGGUGAUGAUGAAUUAUUAAAUGAGGAGACUGACAAUCCAGCAAAACACAAAAAAGAUGACCCGGCACAUGAGGACGCGGCGGGGGCUCCAGGCGACGAGUCAGCUGCAAACAACACCACCGCCGACACCGACAACGCGCCGGCCGAAAACCAACAACAAGUAAACACCGAAGCACCCGCCACUAGCAAUGACAAUGAAAAGAAUGAAAAGGAACAAAAAGAUGAUAAAACAAAGGACAAUGAAAGUGAGAAAAAAGAUAAAAAAGAUGAUGGUAAAGAAGGUGGUGCACGCAAUCUUUGGGUCAGUGGCCUUUCUGGCGACACUCGUGCUAAGGACUUAAAACAGCUAUGCAGUAAACAUGGCAAGGUUAUUGGAGCUAAGAUUGUUACAAAUGCACGCACUCCAGGAUCCCGUUGUUAUGGAUAUGUUACGAUGGCGAGUAGCCAAGAUGCUGAAAACUGCAUUAAAAACUUACAUCGUACUGAACUGCAUGGUCGCAUGAUUUCCGUGGAGAAAGCAAAGUCAGAAUCGGAAUCAGCAUCCCGGAGACAGCCGCCAACACGACCUGAGAGGCGACCAAGUAAAGAACGCAAAGACGAUAUUAAAGAUAAUGAGGAAAAUAAAGAAGGAGGAGAGAAGCAGGGUGAUAUAAAGGUUCAAAAAGAGGGUGAUGUCUCUGGUGCUGAAAGUACAAGGUCUACCUCGCGUACUAGGGAAAAGUCACAUAGAUCAGACAAGGACAGAACAAGGCGCAGUACUCGUAGUCGGGAACGUAGAAGGUCACCAAGAGAAGUCCUGUCAUUUUCAAAGAUUUGGAAAGAACGCGAUGUAGCUAGAGCAAGGGAACGUUCUCGAGCGGCUCGCGAGGAAGAACGUAGGAGGCGCGCGGCUGAAGAUGCAUUAAGGGAACGUGAGAGACGUCAACGACAAGAGAAACAUCGUCUCGCACUUGAAAGGGAAAAGUUACGCGCCGAAAGAGAGAAAAUUGAGAGAGAGAAGAAUGAACUUCUUCGCUUGGAGAGAGAAAGACAUAGGUUGGAACGUGAAAAGUUGGAAUUAGAAAGAUUGGAGCUGAAAAGAGCACAAUUGAGAUUAGAAGAGGAGCGUCGCAAGCGUGGUUAUGAGAGUAGCGCAGCAUAUCGUAAACCAGCCUCAAGUCCACCACCGGAGCCUGCAUAUGAAAGGGAUCAAAGACACAAACGCCCGCCACCGCCACCAAUGACCAGCAUCCUUCGCUCGAAUAAACCUAAGCAUUUCGAAGCUCCUCCGCCGCCCCGAUUCGACAUGGCGCCGGGAUAUGACCGCGGCGUAGAUAAGCGUGAAAGAGAGCGUGACUAUAAACGUGACUACCCACGCCACGUCUCAUCUGGAAGUAUGAAGUACCCUAGCAACGGUAGUGCAAGUGACGACGCUAGGCAACCAAUGCCUCCUGGCACACGGCCUAAGGAACCCAGCCGAUCAUACGAGUCUCGAGAUAGCCGCUCAUACCGUCCUUCCCCGCCGGGUAAGCCGGAGCCGCGCAGUUGGAAUUCUUCAAGCCGUUACCCAGAAACUGCGCCACCUACUAAAGGAAGCGGAGGUGGAAGUUCCAGCGAGCAGUGGUCGGGCGAGACACGCUACGGCAGCACAUACGAAACUCGAUACCCAGCAACCCGAAAACGAUCA
This is a messenger RNA of Iphiclides podalirius (scarce swallowtail), 2184 nucleotides long. The record is from the annotation of a GenBank genome assembly. Lineage: Eukaryota; Metazoa; Arthropoda; Insecta; Lepidoptera; Papilionidae.